Molecule: messenger RNA, 3256 nt
Organism: Xiphias gladius (swordfish)
Lineage: Eukaryota; Metazoa; Chordata; Actinopteri; Istiophoriformes; Xiphiidae
Product: prospero homeobox protein 1-like
Exons: 7
Coding region: 207-2858 (883 amino acids)
Biological process (GO): regulation of transcription by RNA polymerase II
Cellular component (GO): nucleus
Molecular function (GO): RNA polymerase II cis-regulatory region sequence-specific DNA binding; DNA-binding transcription factor activity, RNA polymerase II-specific
Source: RefSeq, a predicted model, not a curated record
CGCGCGCAGGCACGCUCUGCAUACGUCUCCACUUUGCCGUGGUAAAUUACGGCAUUGAUCUCAACGCCGAGUGCGGGCUCUGUCUCUUGCGCUCGCCCUUUCUUCGACGGACCGACUUGGAGAAACGCUCGAGAGAGAAGUAACUCCUCUCAUCCUGACUGUGUCUGUGAGGACCCUUGGUCAUGUCCGCUUAGCUGCCCUGCGUGAUGCCUGAUCAUGACAGCACCACCCUCCUAACCAGACAGACAAAGCGCCGACGUGUCGACAUCGGGGUGAAAAGGACUGUGGGUAGCACGAUAUUCACCCGCGCCAGGGAGACCCUGUUCGACAGCAUGAAUCAAUCGCACGGCCCCGAUCAGGACGGAGACUGCUCGUUGGUCAGUCAUGGCCACGGGGGUACCACCAGUGAUGGAGAGAAGUCGAAUGUUUUGAGGAAGUUGCUGAAGAGGGCCAACUCCUAUGAAGACACCAUAAUGCCUUUCCCUGGUGCUACCAUCAUCUCUCAGCUACUGAAGAAUAACAUCGGAAAGAAUGGAGGGAGUGACUCAGGCUUCCAGGGGAGUGGAGCUCUGUCGAGUGGAGGCUCUGAGAUCCAGGCCGAGGACGCCUGCAGUAACUCCUCCCGCGACCAGGACAGCCCAUCUGACUGCCUCUCUCCCGGGCCCCCCCUUCCCCCUCCAUCUUCCUCCUCCUCCUUCGGGCGGCCACCACCUCCUUCGAGCCUCAACUCCCACGCUCCCUCUCAGCCCCUCUCCCUCUCCUCCUUUGACUUGGACAGGCUGUCGGACGAGCACCUUCGUGCCAAACGUGCCCGCGUGGAAAACAUCAUUCGCGGAAUGAGUCACUCGCCACUGGUCCGGCCCAACGCCAGCGACCACAACCACGAAAGCAACCGUGAGAAUGACAACAGCAGUAAUGAUCACCGAGGAGAUGGCAACAGCCACAAAACCAGCAACCACAACCACAUCCGGAGCGACUGUCCUUCUUCCCUCCUGAGCUCUCCAGGUUCACGGGCCGGUGUCGUCAGCGUUGGUGAGGUUUACCGGGAGAAUAAGAGAAAGCAGCGUCUGCCACAGCAGCAACACAGCUUCACCCAGCUGGUGUGUUCCAGGCAGGAGCAGAGACAGGAAGAGAGACGGCAGCUCAAACUGCAGCUGGAGGACAUGCAGAAACAAUUGCGCCAACUCCAGGAGAAGUUCUACCAGAUCUACGACUCAGAGACAGAGGAGGAGGAGGAGAACGGCGAGAGUGGAGAGGGAGACCGAGGAGGAGAAAGAGAGGAAGAUGGUAACUUGUCAGAGGACAGUAUCCGCUCUGACGGCUUGGAAGAGAGGCACAGGGACAGAGGUCGGCAUAGCCAUGACGAACUCUCUGAGCUGGACCCAGGUCUGUUCCUGGACCGGGCCCGAGCUCUCCUCAGAGAGCAGGCCCUGUUAGAUGGAGAAAUAGAGGAAGACGUGGACGGCAGGGAGGAGGAGGAGAGGAAUGGAGAAAGGAGGAUGAAGAGGAGAGGAGGAGGAAGGCAGUUAGCAGAGACGCUGAAGCAGGAGCUCAACUGUGCCGUGUCACAGGUUGUUGACACUGUCGUCAAGGGCUUCUCUUCGCCUAAGCAGGCCGUCAGUCAUGGCUGCCACAGCAACACACCGGUUGCACCGUCCUCUUCCUCCAACUCGUCCUCUUCCUGUCCUCCACCUUUCGGCCCCCUCCCCUCCCUUACCCCGGACUCACGCUUUGGCAGCGGUGCCCUGGCCCUCACUCUGAACGGUGACGGCAGUCCCACCCCUAACUACCACUCCUCCAACCAGAGGCUGCAUUGCUUCAGCGAUGUAAUUGUCCCGAGCCCACUGGAUUCAUUUGGUGGUUUGAGUGGCAGACUUAGUGGUGUUCCAACGCCGAAUGACCAAACAGAAGCACUGCCACUGGUGGUGCGCAAGAGUGGUGGAGGAGGUGGAGGAGAGAACAUCAACCCCUCUCUUCCUCCCCCUCCUCCUCCUCACCAUCCCUCCCUCCACCCCUCUCCCCUCACGGCCUCUCUCGGGUUUAGCCCUCCAUCGUUUCGCCACCCAUUCCCUCUUCCCCUUAUGGGUUACCCCUUUCAGAGCCCCCUGGGGUCGCACGGGGGUGGAGCCGGCUACCCUCCAGGGCCCAAGGACCCCCAUCGGUCUUCCCCCGAUUCCAUGGACAUGACCCGGGAAACUGUCAGCCUCAGAACCAAAAUGGCAACGCUGGGAGGGGGCCAUCUCAGUCACCACCACAGGCAGAGCUCACCGAGCCAGCAUGGGCCGGAAGGUCUGUCCCUGUCCCUCAUCAAGUCUGAGUGUGGGGACCUGCAAGACAUUGCUGACAUAUCACCCUACUCAGGCAGCACUAUUCAGGAGGGCUUGUCUCCCAACCACCUGAAGAAAGCCAAGCUGAUGUUCUUCUACACCCGCUACCCUUCCUCCAACAUGCUCAAAAUGUAUUUCUCCGACGUCAAGUUCAAUCGCUGCAUCACCUCCCAGCUGAUCAAGUGGUUCAGCAACUUCAGGGAGUUCUACUACAUCCAGAUGGAGAAGUUUGCCCGGCAGGCCAUCAACGAGGGGGUGACCGCUGCGGAGGAGCUGACGGUGGGCCGCGACGCCGAGCUUUUCAGGGCACUCAACAUGCACUACAACAAGGCCAACGACUUUGAGGUACCCGAUCGAUUUCUGGAGGUGGCCCAGGUGACUCUCCGUGAGUUCUUCAAUGCCAUCGUGGCUGGCAAAGACGCAGACCCGUCCUGGAAGAAGGCCAUCUACAAGGUGAUCUGCAAACUGGACAGCGAGGUUCCUGAUGUUUUCAAAUCCCCCAACUGUCUACAAGAACUCCUCCAUGACUGACUAGGAUGAGGGAGGAAACGCGGCAAGCAAGACAAACCUCCGAGGACUGUGAGAAUACUGUAGGAAAAAGCCUCUAAAGGCACACAGUUAGACUAGAUUGAGGUCUUCAGUGAAAUGCGAUUGAAGGAGUUUGACGUUCGUGACGCGGUGCAGAGACUUGAAGAGGUUUGUUGGUGGUUGUUUUUGGUCACCCCAUCUUUUAAAGACAAACCUGCCCUCAAGAUGUUUUAUAAAGAAAAAAAAUAUUCCUCCUCACCGAGUUAGAGGGCUGAGACUCAUGAGUCAGACGAUACUCAAAUUAACAAAUUGUGUUGAGACUUUUAUAAAUUAAAAGCGAAACAGUAAAAACAGUGAACCUCCUUGCACUUACAGAAAAGCUCCUCCUUGCCGAAAACCCU